Messenger RNA from Cylindrotheca closterium, 873 nucleotides. Lineage: Eukaryota; Bacillariophyta; Bacillariophyceae; Bacillariales; Bacillariaceae. The record is from the annotation of a GenBank genome assembly.
AUGAACUCCCCUUUCCGCUCCGAUUGUCUUGAAGGAAAAGUGGCACUAGUUACUGGAGGUGGUUCUGGAAUAUGUUUUGAAGUCACCAAGCAGCUGUUGCUCCACGGAGCCAGAGGAGCUGUCAUUUGUGGUCGUCGCGCCAAGUUUUUGGAGCGAGCUUCUGCCAUUCUGGAGAAGGAAACUGGAAAAUCAUGCAAAUAUAAGGUUACCGAUGUUCGCGACCCCAACGGCUGUAUAGAGGCUGUGGAAUAUGCCAUGCAACAAUAUGGCAAGCUCGACAUUUUGGUGAAUGGAGCAGCUGGAAACUUUCUCGCUCAAGCAAAGAGUCUUUCUCCCAAAGGGUUUGCGACAGUAAUGGGCAUUGAUGCACUUGGAACCUACAAUAUGUGCAACGCUGCAUUUCCCAAAAUGGCAAUGAAAGGAGGAGCCAUUAUCAUUAAUAUUUCUGCUACAUUACAAUGCCCUGCGACUCAUUGGCAAGCCCAUGCUUCUGCCGCCAAAGCAUCUGUCGAUUCUCUGACGAGAAGUCUGGCUCUGGAAUGGGGACCGGAGCAAGUACGUGUCGUUGGAAUUGCUCCUGGACCAAUCGCCAACACACCUGGCACUACCAAGCUCGCACCGGGAUUGGAUGCCAGCGAUAUUGAUGGAAUGAUGACAGAAGGCAUUCCGCUAGGACGAAUGGGAGAGGCGUGGGAGAUUGGUCAAGCAGCAGUAUACAUGUGCACUGCCAAGUACGUGACGGGAGAUGUCUUGAUUGUAGAUGGUGGAGAAUGGUUGUAUAGACCACCUCUUGUUCCCAAAGAAAUGGUUUCGGAACUGUCUAGAAAGGUGGAAAAGAAGAGUAGAGCUCAAGCACCACGAUCAAAACUUUAG